Molecule: messenger RNA, 1896 nt
Organism: Papaver somniferum (opium poppy)
Lineage: Eukaryota; Viridiplantae; Streptophyta; Magnoliopsida; Ranunculales; Papaveraceae
Product: cytokinin hydroxylase-like
Exons: 5
Coding region: 106-1692 (528 amino acids)
Molecular function (GO): monooxygenase activity; oxidoreductase activity, acting on paired donors, with incorporation or reduction of molecular oxygen; heme binding
Source: RefSeq, a predicted model, not a curated record
UCCUCUUUCUUCUCACUAGCUGAGCUGCCAGUAGUAGCUAGAGAGAUCCAUCAAUUACUUGGUUAAUUAAUACUUGGUUAUUGCUGCUUGGGAUCUUUAGUUGCUAUGGCAGAGUUGUUGUCGAUAGUAUUAUGGUUUUUCGUCUUACUUGUUUGUUUUAUCAUUUCUAGAGUUGCAUAUGUAACCAUCUCAUGUUAUUGUUUAAACCCGAGACGUAUUAAAAAGAUCAUGGAGAAACAAGGUGUUCAUGGUCCUAAACCAAAGUUUCUUGUCGGAAAUCUCGCUGACGUGUCCUCCUUCGUCUCCAAAGCUACUGCUAAUGAUAUGGAAUCCAUUCAUGAUCAUAAUACCGUUCCUCGCCUUCUACCACAUUUCCUUCACUGGUCUAAAGAAUACGGUAAAAGAUUUAUAUACUGGGUAGGAAGUGAACCAAGGAUGUGUUUAACAGAUAUGGAGAUGAUAAAAGAAUUACUUUCAUCAAAAUACAGUAAAGUUACAGGGAAAUCAUGGUUACAAAGACAAGGGUGUAAACAUUUUAUUGGUCGAGGUUUGUUAAUGGCGAAUGGAGAAGACUGGUACCACCAAAGACAUAUAGUCGCCCCAGCUUUCAUGGCUGAUAAACUUAAGUGUCAUGUGGGAUACAUGUUGGAGUGCACUAAAAGAAUGAUCCAAUCACUGCAACAAGUCGUAGUCGAAUCAUCGACAAAUGACAACGUUGAGAUCGACAUUGGUGACUAUAUGAGUCGACUCACUGGUGAUAUUAUAUCAAGGACGGAGUUCGACAGUAGUUAUGAUAAAGGAAAACGCAUAUUUCAUCUUCUAACAUCUUUGCAGCAUCUUUGUGCUCAAUCAAGCCGGCAUUUAUGCCUUCCUGGUAGCCGAUUCUUUCCAAGCAAAUUCAAUAGAGAGAUUAAAUCAUUGAAAAUGGAAGUAGAGAGAUUACUAAUGGAGAUAAUUCAAAGUAGAAAAGAUUGCGUAGACAUCGGUCGGAGUACGUCUUAUGGAAAUGACUUAUUAGGAAUGUUACUAGCUGAAACUCAAAAAAAGAGAGUACAAAACGGAAACGGAUUCAGUUUCAAUCUACAAUUACUCAUGGAUGAAUGUAAAACAUUCUUUUUCACCGGGCAUGAGACAACCGCACUACUUCUAACAUGGACUGUAAUGCUUCUUGCUACCAACCCCUCUUGGCAAGAUAAAGUUCGUGCCGAAGUUUUGCAAGUUUUAAACAAUGAAGACCCCUCUCCUGAAAAGCUUUCCAAGCUAACCUUGUUAAAUAUGGUGAUCAUGGAGUCUCUCAGGCUGUACCCACCAGCAUCACUUCUCCCUCGGAUGGUUUUUGAAGAUAUCAAAUUGGGUGACUUAGAAAUUCCUAAAGGAUUAUCAAUUUGGAUACCUGUUCUUGCCAUCCAUCAUAGUAAAGAAUUAUGGGGUGAGGAUGCAAAUGAAUUCAAGCCAGAAAGAUUCGCAGGGAAAGCAUUUGCACCGGGACGACAUUUCAUGCCUUUCUCAACUGGACCACGCAACUGUGUCGGUCAGGCAUUUGCAAUGAUGGAAGCUAAGAUUAUAUUGUCUAUGUUAAUAUCAAAAUUUAGCUUCAAAAUUUCGGAUAAUUAUCGACAUGCCCCGGUUAUCGUCCUCACGCUUAAACCAAAAUAUGGGGUUCAAGUCUACUUGACACCCCUUGCCCAAUGAUUAUGAGAUCGUACGUAUAUGAGUUUCUUGAGUUUUGAUUGUUUUGUUGAGAAUAGAGAGGAUGUUGAGGCUUUAUUUUUUGUUUUUAUUAUUCUGAAGAGUCAUAUAAAGAAUAUAUAUAUAUAUAUAUAUAUAUAUAUAUAUAUAUGUUUAAUAAUGCUUGUAAUACAAAAUCAUUGAUAAAAAGAAACAGUAAUUGAGUGA